Molecule: messenger RNA, 5350 nt
Organism: Asterias rubens (European starfish)
Lineage: Eukaryota; Metazoa; Echinodermata; Asteroidea; Forcipulatida; Asteriidae
Product: cytochrome b5 reductase 4-like
Exons: 14
Coding region: 196-1830 (544 amino acids)
Molecular function (GO): heme binding; oxidoreductase activity
Source: RefSeq, a predicted model, not a curated record
UGUGUGUGUGCGAUGAGAUGAUCUUGUAUGUAAGAAAGUCAUUAUUUUAUCCAAAUAGUUUGUGGUUCCUACGCGUUUAUCUACCGAAUGUACCUGUGGUGUUUGUAUGGUGACAUUCUCCAUCCAUCUACACAGUGGCAUAAUUGUCAAAUUGAGUAAGCAAACACCUCCAAAUCAAACAAAUCAGGAAUCAAUAUGGAGGGUCUACAGGUACCUAAGCCUCAAUUCCCAUCUCUCAACUCACCACAGCGAGCUUCUGCUACUAAUGGUACUAAGCAAUCAAGGAAAGUAGCCCUAACCCCUGGUCAUUCUCUUAUGGACUGGGUACGUCUUGGGAAGAAAGAGGGACGUAACUUAAAUGGUAAAGGUGGACAGAUUCAGAACGUUAGUGUGGAGGAAUUGGCGAGACAUAACAAAGUGGACGAUGCUUGGAUGAGUAUAAGAGGCAAGGUGUACAAUGUGACUCCAUACAUGAAUUUUCAUCCCGGAGGUGAAGAUGAAAUGAUGCGAGGAGCUGGUGCAGAUGGAACAAGUUUAUUUGAUGAUGUUCAUCAGUGGGUCAACGUGGAAUCAAUGCUGGAGAAAUGUUACGUUGGUCAACUUCGGAAAUCCAUUGAAAUCAAAGACAGGCUCAAAGAUAACAAGAAAGAAAUAAACCACCUCAAGGAUACAGCACCAGUAAACUCAGAUUUUAAAACUCCCACUAACUCUGAGCCGGGAGCAGCUAUCGUAGAGAAACCUAAAGCCAGGUACGACUGGUACCAGAAUGGAGGGCAGAUGACUGUCACAAUAUACACCAAGUGUAAUUUUGUGAAAGCAGACCAUUUAGUGAUUGACAAGAAGCAACGUGAACUUCAAGUGACUUUAAACAUUGAUGAAUAUGUGUACACUCUGCAUGUUGGUUUGUUUGCUGAUGUUACAGAUACCUACAAUGGUAUCAAGGUGCUUAAUGGCCCAGUGCAUCGAGUCAUCUUUAUUCUGAAUAAGAAGGAUGUUGACUUGAAAUGGGUAACGUUUGGUUCACCUCUUGAAGGGAAUAACACAGUAGUGCACAAAACAGAUAGAGAUCCAGUAUUUCGGUCAUGUGAGGUGUUGUCUUGUCAACCAUUAACGCAUGACAUCAAACUGUUAGCUCUUCAGUUACCACAAGGAAGUCACAUGAUCAUCCCUAUUGGAUACCAUGUGUAUCUCAGAGUCAAUCAUAAUGGUGAAGAAUUAAGCAGACCCUACACUGUCGUCUCUUCAACGCUUCUACCACAAGAUUACAAAGCUAAACAAAUAUGUGGACGGAUUAUUUAUCUGAUGAUCAAGAUGUAUCCAGAUGGACAAUUUACUCAACAGUUAGCUGGAUAUAAAGAAGGAGAUAUGAUUGAUGUUAGUGAUUAUGAAGGAAGCUUUGUAGAAUCUCGUCUUGAUCAAGCUGAUACUCUUGUCUUAGUUGCUGCUGGUACUGGUUUUACACCAAUGGUUAAACUUCUACAGUGGAAUAGGAUACACAACAAACAACAAACUAAGCAUAUCAAGCUGAUAUUCUUUAAUAAGACAGAAAGAGAUAUUCCUUGGAGAGAAGAUUUGAGCGACUUACUUAAGACUCAACCAAAGAGCUUUGAGAUCAUCAACAUUUUAUCUGAACCCGAUGAGAGAUGGAGUGGGCCUAAGGGACGGAUUAGGAAAGAGAUUGUAGAGGAGUAUUUUCCAUGUCCAUCAGAUCAACCUCAACAAAGAUUCUUGAUGUGUAUCUGUGGACCAACACAGUUUACUCAACUUGCUUUCAAGUUGUCCAAAGCAUACGGCUACACAGAUGAGAUGAUACAUGUGUUUGCUGCUUAAAGAUGUUGCUCAUCUGUUAACAAUAACUUGCAGUGAAACAUUGGGACUGUACUUCUUAAUAUCAACACUUCUACUCCAAGAAUUCUUACAAUAACUUGCAGUGAAACAUUGGGACUGUACUUCUUAAUAUCAACACUUCUACUCCAAGAAUUCUUACAAUAACUUGCAGUGAAACAUUGGGACUGUACUUCUUAAUAUCAACACUUCUACUCCAAGAAUUCUUACAAUUCUAAUACUGCUAAUGCAUACAGGCAACGACUCCGCUCAUCAGCUGAUCAGACCCGGCUUUCUGUUCCUAGAAAUAGACGGAAAGCUGGGGAUAGCUCAUUCUCCAUAGCUUAUUUAUUUAUUUUAUUUAUUUAUUUAUUUCCAGGCAAACAGCACAUACAUAGAAUAGGCAAAUAAGAUAAGACUACACAGAGAACAAGCCUGCAGAAAACCAAAAAGCGAAAAUAAUCACUAAAGGCGAAAUAGCUGCCCCUCGCCUAUGGAAUGAGCUCCCCGCGGGUCUGCGAGAGGCGAUCUCGUUGCCUGUGUUCAAAAGCCUCCUCAAGACAUUUCUGUUUCCCCACCCAUCCUAGUUUGUUUGUUUUUCCUUUGUCAUAAUCUCAUGUAAAACACUCUGUUCUCCGUAGGGCGCUAUAUAAAUGCUUUGUAUUAUUAUUAGUGCAGUAUACAGGUACAGCUAUAUGAACACGAUAUUGAUUUAAAGCUAUCUAUUCCUUCCUCCAUGCUAUGACUGUGUCUUUUUGUUUUAUGUAUGUUCCUUUUUGCGUCUAUGUGAUGUUGCUGAAGUCAGCCAUAGGUUUUUUAAGUUGUUGAUAAGAUCAAAUUACUUUACUUAAAGCUAUUUUAAGUGAUCAAUUGUUGGCUGUUGAGUGUGUUGAAUGUUCUCUAUGCAUAACAUGAACAAUUGGUGUGUAGCUCAAACUUCAACAGGAGUCUAAAGUACUUAAGCCUAACAGUUUCCAAUGAAUGCCAGUUGUAUACUAUCAGAAGAAACCCAUGCACCCAAUUGCUAGCCUGGAGUGUACAUAAAUUCAAUGGAUGUUAGUAUUGAAUGUACCUUCAAAUUUGUUUAUUUUUGAUCCAUGUAGACAACAAAUCUUUAUACAUGUAUUUGGUAUGGUUGACUUGUAAGAGAACAAUGGCCCUUUUCUUGCUACUCUAAUACCAAGGGUCAACACCAGGGGAAAUCAGUUGACCCAUUCACACUUGGAUUGCUUUACCCCUGAUCUACCCUGGGGUAUGGGCAUACCCUGGUGAAUAGCCUCCCUCUGGAGUAGGGGGGUAAGUGGUAAAACCCUGAGUUAUUCAGUUGACCCAUUCACACUUGGAUCGCUUUACCCCUGAUCUACCCUGGGGUAUGGGCAUACCCUGGUGAAUAGCCUCCCUCUUGAGUAGAGGGGUAAGUGGUAAAACCCUGGGUUAUUCAGUUGACCCAUUCACACUUGGAUCACUUUACCCCUGAUCUACCCUGGGGUAUGGGCAUACCCUGGUGAAUAGCCUCCCUCUGGAGUAGAGGGGUAAGUGGUAAAACCCUGGGUUAUUCAGUUGACCCAUUCACACUUGAAUCAAUUUACCCCUGAUCUACCCCGGGGUAUGGGCAUACCCUGGUGAAUAGCCUCCCUCUGGAGUAGGGGGUAAGUGGUAAAACCCUGGGUUAUUCAGUUGACCCAUUCACACUUGGAUCGCUUUACCCCUGAUCUACCCAGGGGUAUGGGCAUACCCUGGUGAAUAGCCUCCCUCUGGAGUAGGGGGUAAGUGGUAAAACCCUGGGUUAUUCAGUUGACCCAUUCGCACUUGAAUCAAUUUACCCCUGAUCUACCCUGGGGUAUGGGCAUACCCUGGUGAAUAGCCUCCCUCUGGAGUAGGGGGGUAAGUGGUAAAACCCUGGGUUAUUCAGUUGGCCCAUUCACACUUGGAUCGCUUUACCCCUGAUCUACCCUGGGGUAUGGGCAUACCCUGGUGAAUAGCCUCCCUCUGGAGUAGGGGGUAAGUGGUAAAACCCUGGGUUAUUCAGUUGACCCAUUCGCACUUGAAUUAAUUUACCCCUGAUCUACCCUGGGGUAUGGGCAUACCCUGGUGAAUAGCCUCCCUCUGGAGUAGGGGGGUAAGUGGUAAAACCCUGGGUUAUUCAGUUGACCCAUUCACACUUGGAUCGCUUUACCCCUGAUCUACCCUGGGGUAUGGGCAUACCCUGGUGAAUAGCCUCCCUCUGGAGUAGGGGGGUAAGUGGUAAAACCCUGAGUUAUUCAGUUGACCCAUUCACACUUGGAUCGCUUUACCCCUGAUCUACCCCGGGGUAUGGGCAUACCCUGGUGAAUAGCCUCCCUCUGGAGUAGGGGGGUAAGUGGUAAAACCCUGAGUUAUUCAGUUGACCCAUUCACACUUGGAUCGCUUUACCCCUGAUCUACCCUGGGGUAUGGGCAUACCCUUGUGAAUAGCCUCCCUCUGGAGUAGAGGGGUAAGUGGUAAAACCCUGGGUUAUUCAGUUGACCCAUUCACACUUGGAUCACUUUACCCCUGAUCUACCCUGGGGUAUGGGCAUACCCUGGUGAAUAGCCUCCCUCUGGAGUAGGGGGGUAAGUGGUAAAACCCUGGGUUAUUCAGUUGACCCAUUCACACUUGGAUCACUUUACCCCUGAUCUACCCCGGGGUAUGGGCAUACCCUGGUGAAUAGCCUCCCUCUGGAGUAGGGGGUAAGUGGUAAAACCCUGGGUUAUUCAGUUGACCCAUUCACACUUGGAUCACUUUACCCCUGAUCUACCCUGGGGUAUGGGCAUACCCUGGUGAAUAGCCUCCCUCUGGAGUAGGGGGUAAGUGGUAAAACCCUGGGUUAUUCAGUUGACCCAUUCACACUUGGAUCGCUUUACCCCUGAUCUACCCCGGGGUAUGGGCAUACCCUGGUGAAUAGCCUCCCUCUGGAGUAGGGGGGUAAGUGGUAAACCCUGGGUUUUUCGCUAAAUGUGCCACCAGAACUCCAUGGAUUAGGGACCUAGGCAGGGAUAGUUUGACUGGCGCUGGGGGGUAUUCAUUGGGUAAGAUAAACUCCCUUUCUUCUCCAGGGCUGUUUUACAUGGGGAUAAGAGACAAUAUAGUUCUUAAAAGGUUUUGCUACAAUUUUUAUAUCAUUUAUCCAGCACAAAAGAUAUUAUGUUAAUAGCUAGUGAACAUUAUUAUAUUGAUCACUGUAGUACUAUAAUAAAAUAUGAAUAUAUGAACAUGUAUGUGAUGAUAACAUACAUUUGUAUUUUUUAAGGUAGUUUUUAAAACUUUAACUGUUAAAUCUGUGUAGUGUGGGUCUAUUCCACAGUUUUUUUUUACAGGUACCUAGGUAAUGAUGGAUUCAUAAUGAACACGGUGCUUUCAUGUACGCAGUCAAUCAAAAACUUAAUUCAUGUAAUAUCUUUACAUGAUCAUUUGUAUAAAAUAAUGUAUGGUUGAAUUAGAAUAAUAUAUUUAUCUAUGUAUAUCAGUGUUUUCUUUUUUCAAUAAAAUAAAGUGAUAAGUAUGGACC